This is a messenger RNA of Tachyglossus aculeatus (Australian echidna), 6663 nucleotides long. It is a transcript of the gene PRRC2A, whose product is annotated as proline rich coiled-coil 2A. NCBI's taxonomy places the organism in Eukaryota, Metazoa, Chordata, Mammalia, Monotremata, Tachyglossidae. Gene Ontology annotation, biological process: cell differentiation. The record is from RefSeq and is a predicted model, not a curated record.
AUGUCCGAUCGCUCGGGGCCGACUGCCAAGGGGAAGGAUGGAAAAAAGUAUUCCUCGCUCAACCUGUUUGAUACCUACAAGGGCAAGUCCUUAGAGAUCCAGAAACCCGCUGUCGCCCCCCGCCAUGGCCUGCAGAGUCUCGGCAAAGUCGCCAUCGCCCGGCGCAUGCCGCCCCCAGCCAACCUGCCAAGCCUGAAAGCCGAGAACAAAGGCAAUGACCCCAACGUCUCGCUAGUGCCCAAAGACGGAACAGGAUGGGCAAGCAAACAGGAGCAGACCGACCCCAAGAGUUCCGAUGCCUCGACCGCUCAGCCGCCGGAAUCGCAGCCACCGCCGGCUUCGCAGACGCCUGCCUCCAGCCAGCCGAAGCGACCCCCAGCGGGACCCGAGAAUGCCCCUUCGGCUCCAAGCGCGGCAAAGUCUUGGGCGCAGGCCAGCGUCACCCACGGAGCACACGGGGAUGGUGGAAGGGCAUCAAGCCUACUGUCGCGAUUCUCUCGAGAGGAAUUUCCGACCCUGCAGGCGGCUGGCGACCAGGACAAAGCUGCCAAGGAAAGGGAGUCUGCCGAACCGUCGUCUGGGCCCGGACCAAGCCUCCGCCCCCAGAAUGCGACCACCUGGAGGGACGGAGGUGGGCGGGGCCCCGAGGAGCUGGAGGGUCCGGACUCCAGGCUCCACGCAGGGCUCCAGCCUGCCGGCCCACCCCAGUUCCCUCCCUAUCGCGGAAUGAUGCCGCCUUUCAUGUACCCCCCGUACCUACCCUUCCCUCCCCCUUACGGACCGCAGGGGCCUUACCGCUACCCCACGCCUGAUGGGCCCAGCCGCUUCCCCCGCCUGGCGGGGCCCCGGGGUGCGGGCCCCCAGCUGCGCCUGGCCGAGCCCGUCAGCCGCCCGGCCAUCCUCAAGGAGGACAACCUCAAAGAGUUCGAUCAGUUGGACCAGGAGAACGACGAUGGCUGGGCCGGGGCCCACGAGGAGGUCGACUACACCGAGAAGCUCAAGUUCAGCGACGAGGAGGACGGGCGCGACUCUGACGAGGAAGGGGCUGAGGGCCGCAAGGAGCCCCGCCCUGCCGGCGAAGAGCGGCCUCCUGGAUUGGAGGCCGACGGCCAAAAGGGGGGCUCCCCUCCGGCGGAGCCGCCUCCCCCCAAGACCGCCUGGGCCGAGAACUCUCGCCCCCCUGAGGGGGAGCCCGGGCCCCCGCCCCCCAAGCCGCCGCCGCCGCCGCCUCCGCCUCACCGAGGCCCAGCUGGCAACUGGGGACCCCCUGGGGACUAUCCGGACCGUGGGGGACCCCCCUGCAAGCCCCCGGCCCCGGAGGACGAGGACGAGGCCUGGCGGCAGCGGCGCAAACAGUCGUCGUCCGAGAUCUCGCUGGCCGUAGAGCGGGCCCGGCGCCGGCGCGAGGAGGAGGAGCGGCGCAUGCAGGAGGAGCGCCGGGCCGCCUGCGCCGAGAAGCUCAAGCGACUGGACGAGAAGUUUGGGGCCCCCGACAAGCGGCUCAAGGCCGAGGCCCCCGCCGCUGCCGCCGCCCCCCCUGCCCCGGCCGCGGCCCCCGCCACCGUGGCCGCCGUCCCGGCCCCCGCCGUCGUCGCCGCCGCCCCGCUCCCGCCGGGCCCCCCCACCGCUCCGCCUGCACCUGCCCCAUCCCCGGAGAAGGAGCCCCGGGAGCCGGCCGUGACCCCGAUCCCGCCCCUGCCCCCGGCCCCGGCCCCCGCCUCGGCGCCGCCGCCCGGCCCGGCCCCGGCCCCAGCAGGCGGCAACGGCCCCGGCGGCUUUGAUACCGGCCCAGCGGAGCCCCUGCUGCCCACAAAGGAUGGGCCCGAGCCGUCGGAAGAGGCCCCCCAGCCGGCCACUCCCCCAACACCUAAGGUGGAGCCCAAAGUGGAUGGGACGGGGACGGGGCCGGCCCGGCCGCCCCCCAGCCAGGGCCUGGGCUACCCCAAGUACCAGAAGUCGCUGCCUCCGCGCUUCCAGCGGCAGCAGCAGGAGCAGCUCCUGAAACAGCAACAGCAGCAGCAGUGGCAGCAGCAGCAGCAGCAGCAGCAGCAGAGCUCAGCUCCGCCCACCCCGGUGCCGCCCUCGCCCCCUCAGCCCGUGGCCCUGGGCCCCGUGCCGGCCCCGCCGGCCCCGCCCCAGCCGCCCAAGGCCCUGUACCCAGGCUCGCUGGGGCGGCCCCCGCCCAUGCCCCCCCUGAACUUCGACCCCCGCUGGAUGAUGAUCCCGCCCUACAUGGACCCCCGGCUGAUCCAGGGGCGGGCCCCGCUGGACUUCUACCCGCCGGGAGUGCACCCUUCCGGCCUGGUUCCCCGGGAGCGUUCGGACAGCGGGGGGUCCAGCUCGGAGCCCUUCGACCGGCACCCGACGCCCCUCCUGCGGGAGCGGGGCACCCCGCCGGUGGACGCCAAGCUGGCCUGGGCCGGAGACGUGUUCGCCGCCGGGAACGCCGACCCCCGGCCCCUGCCCUCGCCCCUGCGUCAGGCGGCCGACGAAGACGACAAGGGGAUGAGGAGCGAGACGCCCCCGGCUCCACCCCCGCCCCCUUACCUAGCCACCUACCCGGGCUUCCCCGAGAACGGAGCCCCCGGCCCCCCUCUGUCCCGCUUUCCUCUGGAGGAGCCCGCGCCCCCCGGGACGCGCCCGGCACCCUGGGCCCCCGGCGACGAGACUCCGAAGCUGCCGGCUCCCCCCAAGAAGGAGCCCCCAAAAGAGGAGGCCCCCCCCGGCGUCCCGGAAGCCGGGCGCAAGCCGCCCCGCGGGGCCAACGGAGGCCCGCCCCUGCGCCGCGAGAGCCGAACCGAGACCCGCUGGGGCCCGAGGCCCGGGAGCAGCCGCCGCGGCCCCCCCGAAGAGGCCGGGGGCAUGGGGGCCCCUCCGCCCCCGCGCCGGGCCGGACCCAUCAAGAAGCCCCUGGGCCUCCCCAAGGCGGAGGAGUCGCCCGCCAAGGCCCCCGAAGCGGCGGAGGAGACCCCCAGGCCGGACCCCCUCAAGCCACCCAAAGUCAAAGCGGGGAUGGUGGCGGCGGCGGUGGGGAAGGAGCCCCCGUUGGGAGGGGGCGGGCCCCCGGCCCCCAGCCCCCGGCCCCGCCGCGAUUACUCCUCCGAGGGCCCCGGGCCCUGCCGGGGGCGGGGCCGGGGGGAGUACUUCGCUCGGGGCCGCGGCUUCCGGGGCACCUACGGGGGCCGGGGCCGCGGGGGCCGCGGAGGCCGCGAGUUCCGCAGCUCCCGGGAGUUCCGGGCGGAGGACGGGCACGGGGUAGGAGGGCCCGGGCCCCACCCCCUCCCGCCGCGGGGUCGCACGGCCAGCGAGACGCGGAGCGAGGGCUCCGAGUACGAGGAGGUACCCAAGCGGCGCCGCCAGCGGGGCUCCGAGACGGGCAGCGAGACCCACGAGAGCGACUUGGCGCCCUCCGACAAGGAGGUGGCCGUGCCCCCGGCCGCCCCGCCGCCCCUCCCCGCGCACCCCUCGCCGGCCCCCGGAGCCCGCUUCCCGGCCGCCCGGGGAGGGCGCGUCUUCACCCCCCGCGGGGUGCCCUCCCGCCGGGGCCGCGGGGGCGGGCGGCCCCCGGGCAUGGCCGCUUGGAGUCCCCCGGUCAAGGCCCUGGGCCCCAAGAAGCCCCUGGGGGGGCCGCCGCCGCCGCUGCCGCCGCCGAACAAGGAAGCCGUCGUCGUCGUCAUCGGGGCCAAGGAGAAGACCCCGGGCGGCGGCCCCAUCCUGGGCCCGCCGCAGCGGGCCGGCCUAGAGGACGGCGAGCGGCCGCGGCGCAGACGGCACGGCCGGGCCCAGCAGCAGGACAAGCCGCCCCGCUUCCGCAGGCUCAAGCAGGAGCGGGACAACGCGGCCCGCGGGGCGGACGGCCCCCCGCCGCCCCCCGCCCCGGCGCCGGCCCCCGACGAGCCCCCCGACGCGGCCCCGGGCUCCGCCCCCGCCCCGCCGGCCCCGGCCCCGGCCCCGGCCCCGGUCUCCUCGCAGCCCGCCCAGCCGCCCCCGCGCCGGGUGGCGGCCAAGUCCCCGGACCUCUCCAACCAGAACUCGGACCAGGCCAACGAGGAGUGGGAGACGGCCUCGGAGAGCAGCGACUUCGCCGGCGAGCGGCGCGGGGACAAGGAGGCUCCCCCGGCCGCCCUGCUGACCCCCAAGUCCGGCGGCGGGGGGCCGACCGGGGGGCCGGGGCCCCGCCCGGAGCCCAGCCACCGGGCCCGCGACCUGAGCAAGCGCAGCUUCUCCAGCCAGCGGCCCGGCAUGGAGCGGCAGAACCGGCGCCCGGGGCCCACGGGCAAGGCCGGGGGCGGCGCCGGGGGAGGGCCGGGGGGCCGGGCCGGGCCCGGCCGUGGCGACAAGAGGAACUGGCCCUCUCCCAAGAACCGCAGCCGGCCCCCAGAGGAGCAGCCCAUGGGGCUCCCCCUGCCUCCCCCGCCCCCCAGCAGCUCGGCCGUCUUCCGCCUGGACCGGGUCAUCCACAGCGACCCAGCCGGCAUCCAGCAGGCUUUGGCUCAGCUCAGCGGCCGCCAGGCGGCACCGGAGGCGGCGCCCCCGCGCCCCAAGCCGGGCCCCCCCGCCGCGCCCCGGGCCCCGGCCCACUACGAGCUGCCCCGGGCCGGCAGCCAGGGCACCGCCAGUACCGACCCCCAUUUCGUGGAGCCGGGGCCGGCGGCGAGGGGGGUGGACUCCGCCGGGGCUAGCCCCUUCCCCCCCAAACGGCGGGAGCGGGGGACCCCCCGCAAGCCAGAGCUGCUGCCGCCAGAGGAGGCCCUGCCCCCUCCCCACGGCCCCGCGUUCCUGGGUCCCAAGCCGGAGGGGCCGGGGCCCCGGGGGGAGCCUCGGGAUCCAGGCACGGAGACCCUGGCCCCCCACAUCUGGAACCGUCUGCACGGCACAGCCAGCCGCAAGAGCUACCGGCCCGGGGCCGCCGAGCCCUGGAUGGAGCCCCUCACCCCGCUGGAGGACGGGCCCGGCACGGAGAUGAGCCAGUCCGACAGCGGGGUGGACCUGAGCGGCAGCUCCCAGGUAUCUUCGGGGCCCUGCAGCCAGCGCAGCUCUCCCGAUGGGGGCCUCAAGGCGGUGGGGGAGGGAGCCCCCAAAAGGCCGGGGGGCCCCUCCCCCCUGAGCGCCACUUCCGCCGAAGGGCCACCGGGCCCAGAGCCCCCGGACCCCUCUCGCAGACGGCCGCCCGCCCCCCGUGACGGGGAUAAGAAGGAGCCGCCCCCACCCCCCGGCCCCAUCGGCACCGAGCGGGGCCAGCGCGCCGACCGGGGCCAGGAGACCGCCGGGGUCCCCAGGGACCCCCACCGGCCCGGGCCCCCCAUCCAGUUUGGAGCCAGUGAUAAGGACUCGGACCUGCGGCUCUCCCUGGCAGAGGGCGUGAAGCCCGAGGAGGAUCUGACCCCAGCCGGGGGCGAGGGGCCUGCUCCGGGCCCUCGGGACUGGGAGUUGCUCCCUCCCAGGUCCCAGCCGGCAGAGCCGCGGCCCAAAAGCCUGGGCCCCCCGCCCUGCGGGCCCGAGCCCGGACCCUCGCCCGGACCCUCGGGGCCUCGGCUCUACCCCGAGCUCUUCUACGGCGGCGCCGGGCCCCCCGGCUCUCAGGUCCCGGGGGCCGCCGUGGACUCCACGCUACACCCCAACACGGGCGCCUUCCGCCCCAGCACACCUUCGCUGCACCCUUUCAGGUCGCAGCCGCUCUACCUGCCGCCCGGCCCGGCCCCGGGCUCGGCGCUGCUGUCGGGGGUGGCCCUCAAGGGCCAGUUCCUGGAGCUGUCGGCCCUGCAGGCGGCCGAGCUGGGCAAACUGCCUGGCGGGGGCGUCCUCUACCCGCCGCCGUCCUUCCUCUACCCGCCGGCCUUCUGCCCCAGCCCCCUGCCCGACCCCGCCCUGCUGCAGGUUCGUCAGGACCUACCGUCCCCCUCAGACUUCUACUCGGCCCCUCUGCAGCCCGGCGGCCAGAAUGGCUUCCUGCCCCCGGCCGCCCCUGCCCAGCAGAUGCUGCUUCCCGUGGUGGAGUCCCAGCUGCCGGUGGUCAACUUCAGCUCCCUGCCCCCCGCCCCGCCCCCAGCUCCUCCUCCCCCUCCUCCUCCACUGUCCCUGCUGCCCGUGGGCCCCGCCCUCCAGCCCCCCAGCCUGGCGGUCCGCCCUCCGCCCGUGCCCCCGGCCCGGGUGCUGCCGUCUUCCGCCCGGCCUUUCCCCCCCAGCCUGGGGCGGGCAGAGCUGCAUCCGGUGGAGCUGAAGCCAUUCCAGGACUAUCGGAAGAUGGGCACCCUCGGGGGGGCCGGGGCCCGCACCCCCACAGCCGCAAGGCCCUUCUCCGGCCUCGGCUCCAGGCUCAAGGCCCCGCCCAACGGCUACAGCGGCAUCUUUCGCACCCAGCGCUUCGACCUCUACCAGCAGGCCUCCCCGCCGGAUGCCGUGCGCUGGACGCCGAAGCCCUGGGACCGAGCGGGCCCUCCUCCCCGCGACGGGCCCCCACGGAGGCCGGAGGAGACGCAGCCCCGACCGGGGGACAAGGACCCCGGCCUGCCCCCUCCCCGCUGAGGCCACCGCCGCCACCCCCCCCCACCACCACCCAGCCCUCGUCCCUCCCCGGGGGCCUGUACAUAGAUAUAAAUAUAUAAGGGGGGGACGGGACGGGGCAGGAGGGGGGCGGAGGGACCUUUCCCUCCCCUUCCGUGC